AUGUCAAAGCCCAAUACCUCCCAUCUCGACAAUGCCCUCUCAACAGCCCUGGCCAAGCGAAAGCAGCAAUCCACAAUCCGACAAUUGACCACAAACCCAGCGACCUCCAUUGACUUCUCCUCCAACGACUUCCUCUCCCUCGCAACAUCGCAAGAAUUACGAGCUGCGUUCUUGAAAGAACUUCAAUCCGACCCAGCUCUCGCCAACCAUCUCGGCAGUGGCGGUUCACGACUCCUAGACGGAAACUCAACGUACGCGGAACGACUGGAGAACGACAUUGCGGAAUUCCAUGGUGCAGAAGCUGGACUACUGUGCAAUUCAGGCUACGAUGCGAAUGCUGGACUGUUCUCAUGUUUGCCCCAGCCGGGAGAUGUGGUGGUUUACGAUGAAUUCAUUCACGCGAGUGUUCACGAUGGGAUGAGAAUGUCACGAGCGAGAAAGUUGGUGCAUUUCACGCACAACGAGCCGGCAGCAUUGAGGAGAGUACUGGAGGACUGUGUCGCCGAGGAUGAGGCGCUGCGGGAAGGUCGAAGGAAUGUCUUCAUCUCGGUCGAAGCGGUGUACAGCAUGGAUGGGGACGUGGCGCCGCUCAGAGACUUCGUGGCGGUGGUCAAGGCAGUACUGCCGAAGGGCAACGGGCACUUGAUCGUCGACGAGGCUCAUUCAAACGGCAUUUUCGGUCCGCGAGGGAGAGGGCUGGUGAGCGGGUUGGGUCUUGAGAAAGAAGUGACUGUACGACUGCACACGUUCGGCAAAGCGCUGGCAUGUAAUGGGGGCAUCCUUCUCUGCAGUCCGCUCAUCCGGCAAUACCUCAUCAACUACGCGAGGCCAAUGAUCUACACGACCUUCAUGUCAUAUCCAGCAUUGGCGGCGAUAAGAGCAUCGUAUUCGUUCCUGAUGGAAGGGAAGACCGUGGCAUUGGCGAGAAAUCUCCAGAUGCUGAUUCGAGCGCUGCACGAGAGAUUGCUUGAGAUGCAAGAGUCUCUGAAUCUGGCGACAAACAUGCAGCAUCUCCUGCAAUGUCCACAGCAAUGUCCAGACACACCGAUAUUCUCGAUCUUGUCAUUCGAGCCGAAGAUCCUCGCCGCGCACUGCCAGAGGAGUGGAUUUGUGGUCCGUGGAAUCCUGCCACCAACGGUACCAGAGGGCACAGAGCGAAUCCGAGUAUGCCUGCAUGCCGGCAACAGUGUCGAGCAGAUCGAUGCGCUGGUUGCGACCAUCCGGAAGUGGGUUGCGAAGCGGGUUCAUGAGCUCGAAUCCGGCAAAGACGUGACGGCUAGGCUGUAG
Messenger RNA from Zymoseptoria tritici IPO323, 1287 nucleotides. RefSeq lists its product as uncharacterized. Gene Ontology annotation, biological process: biosynthetic process. The record is from RefSeq and is a predicted model, not a curated record. The transcript has a single exon. Gene Ontology annotation, molecular function: pyridoxal phosphate binding. Bases 1 to 1287 code for a protein of 428 amino acids. NCBI's taxonomy places the organism in Eukaryota, Fungi, Ascomycota, Dothideomycetes, Mycosphaerellales, Mycosphaerellaceae.